AUGCCUGGAAGCGCAAAAGAGACGGUCUGGCAAGCACUGGAUGAGUACAUUCACAGCCAAGCGAAGGCACUGAAGGAAUUGAAUCACAGUAUACAUGAUCAUCCUGAACUUGCGUACAAGGAACAUCACGCCCACAAUGCCAUCUGCGAUUUUCUUGAGCAACUCGGAAUUUCAGUUACCCGGCACGCAUACGGGCUAUCGACAGCUUUUGAAGCGACCAGUGGUUCCAAUGGACGAUGCAUCAACUUCAACGCUGAAUAUGAUGCUUUGCCAGGCAUAGGCCAUGCUUGCGGUCACAAUCUCAUUGCGACCGCUAGCGUGACUGGAUUCAUCGCCCUUUCAUAUGUUAUCCAGAAAUUCGGCCUCCCGGGCCGGGCCCAAUUGCUGGGUACACCAGCUGAGGAAGACGGGGGCGGCAAAAUCGACCUAUUGGAGGCUGGGGCGUAUGAGAAGGCAAAUGUGUCGCUUAUGAUGCAUCCAAUGGCGGAGAGCGAAUUUCUUAAACUUGGUGCGAGGGGCAUUGCAGGACGAACCUCGAUCGCUUGUUAUGAUGUUAUUGGAGCCUAUGAAGGAGUUAGCGCUCACGCCAGUGCCGCACCCUGGGAGGGUGUUAAUGCUCUGGAUGCGGUGGUGGCUGCGUACAACAAUAUAUCAAUGCUCCGUCAGCAAAUCCAGCCGACCGACAGGAUUCAUGGCGCAAUUCUAAACGCACCUGAUAUUACAAACGCCAUUCCCGAGAAGGUGCAGACGAAGUAUACCAUACGGAGUCCCACAAUCCAAGGUGCUAAAGCGCUUGGGCAGCGGGUACGCCAAUGCCUGGAAGCUGGCGCCCUAGCGACUGGAUGCAAGAUCCAAUUCGAGGAGACCAAGGCAUAUGCCAACUUAGUUGUCAACCAACCGCUCUGCGAGGAAUUUCGAGACCAUUCAAUCGCGCAAGAAGAGAAAAUGCUGGUGGCAGACGAUGUACCCAUGUCUGGCUCCACUGACCAAGGAAACGUUUCUCAUGCAUUGCCAAGUCUACAUGCGCUGAUCGGAAUUCCAGCUACAGCCCAGAAUCAUACCCAUGAAUUCACGGCAGCAGCUGCAUCAGAGGAAUCUUUUCAGCGAACGCUGAAGUCGGGGAAAUCCAUGGCCAUGACGGGUUGGGCGCUCUUGACUGAUGAGCAUCUUUAUACGCGUGUGAUUCAAGACUUCGAGAAGAAUCAAGGUAACCAGUAG
Messenger RNA from Penicillium lagena, 1218 nucleotides. RefSeq names its product M20 family metallopeptidase. The coding region runs from base 1 to 1218 and encodes 405 amino acids. The record is from RefSeq and is a predicted model, not a curated record. NCBI's taxonomy places the organism in Eukaryota, Fungi, Ascomycota, Eurotiomycetes, Eurotiales, Aspergillaceae. The transcript has 3 exons. Gene Ontology annotation, molecular function: dipeptidase activity.